Sus scrofa (pig) is the source of this 3380-nucleotide messenger RNA. The record is from RefSeq and is a predicted model, not a curated record. NCBI's taxonomy places the organism in Eukaryota, Metazoa, Chordata, Mammalia, Artiodactyla, Suidae.
AAAAAAAAAAAAGAAUCCUGCAUUCAAGUCCUGACUUCCUGAAUGAUCAGCUGAGGGACCCUGGGCAAGUGAACCUCGUCUCAACUUUUGUGUUGAAUCAAUGAGCUAAAGCAGAGAAAGUGCUCAACACGCUGCCUGGGCUGGAACCACUCGAUAAAUGGAAGUGACUGCUAUAGUUUUUGCCCUGAUGGAGAACACGAUAGAUCAGGGCAAGCGGAGGGGAGCAGACCUGGAGGACAGGGCUGGUGACACUGGCCAGGGAGGGCCGGGAGAGCAGAGGGGAGAGGGGAAGGCAAGAGAAGAGGGGAGGCAGAGGUAAGGGGCAGGGAGGGAGGGCGUGGCUGGAGCAGCACCACCGGCUGGGGCCCCAGAACCUCUCAGGGGCUGUCCCCCGCCAGCAGCUCCCCUGCCCUCACCUCCUUCUCCCUGCCAGGUGCCAAUGGAUUUCCCUGCUGUGGCAAGGAGUCGGUGGACACUGCGGAGUCACAGUGAGAACCAGUCCCCCAUCAUCGCAGGACCUCUCCCCAGCCCUCCGAGAUCACCAACCCUCACCAGCUGCCCCAGCUGCCAAGUUUUCACAUCCCCACCAGGAUCCCCCUCUGUCUUGCCCAUUUCCAAAAUCUUCCCAAAGGCAGUAUCUGGGCCAAAAGACAGUGAGGUGGGGGGUAUCACCCCCCCCCAUUUCUGCCUCCAGCCCCUGUUAUGGGAGGAGGACUGGGGUGGGAGGGGCAUGGAUGGAACCUGGCCUCUUAUGGCUGCCUUUCUCUAAGGACAGAGCUCUGUCCGAGAUGAGGGUGGGCAGGUGCCUAAGGUGGGGUGGGCACAAUGGCUGAGCACCGAGGGCAAUGGCCAAGAUGGCAGCAAACUACCCACAAGAACCAAGGGCACCCUCCACACCUCAGCAUCUCAGAUCUGCCAAGCUGGGAUUGUGCAGGUCUGGGAGAGGGUGUUGCUCUGGGCUUCUCCGUCUGCAGGGGGCUGCCUUCAGGGCACUGGCUCGCUGGAAUGCUGGAUUAAAAUGAAGAUUCCUGGGCCUCACCUCCAACCAGCAGGAUCCCUCUUUGCGGGUGGGGAGGGGGGCAACUUGCUAAGUUCUAGGUGCUUCCUGAACUCACUGAAGUUUGAGACUCUGGAAUUCUUGGUGGGAGUGGGCACAGCAGGGGGGUGAGCUGGGGGCCUCUUGCCAGCCUUCGCACAAGGCAGGGGGCUUUCAGGGCUCCGGAGACCCUCACUUGAAGCCACCCCAUCCACCCCAUGGAGUGCUGUCACCCACUCUGUCUCCUUCUGUCUUAGGAGAAUCUACAGCCAGCUCCAGCUGGAAGAUGAAGAUGAGAUGGAGGUAACAGUGGGUGGUGUCACCUCUCAUGAGGAGGCGGGAAGCAAGGGGCAGGGCUCUUCGAGCCCAUCCUCUCUAAAGCCUGACCAGCACCUACCCCUUGACAAUUCUGGGACCCUAGUACCAGGCCAGUGCUGGCACAAACAGGCACACCCACCCAUACCACCCCCUUGCCCCACCACCACCCCAUCACUUCCAAGAGACAAGUGUGGGGGCGGGGGGAGUGAGCACAAGAACAAGGGGGACAGGGCAAGGAAUGGGUGACAGGGAGGACCUCAGGGGCACCCAGGUCCUUAGCUUUCUACUGAAACCUUUCAGCUGGAGAAAGAAUUGCUAGAGCUGGAGCUCCCAUACAAAGAGGUCCUGAACCCAGACCCUAAACUGGGGCCAGAAUGGAAGCCCCAGGCCUUCAAGCAGCCGGAGCUGUGCUCAGGGGUCGUAGGCAAGCCUGAGGUCAAGCCGAAGGCAGAGCCCAAGUUGCAGAUGGCCAACCUGGAGCCCUAUAAUGAAGACCCGAAGCCCCAGGGACCUAGGUUAGAGUCCCUCCACCCCCACCCAGAGGGGCUAAGGCAGAAGGACAUCAGCCAGUGGAGUACUAAGUCCAACUCCAGCUACCUGGGUUUCGCAGAGGAGGAAAAGGUGUUGUCCCCCGACCAUCGCUCCAUCCGUGUCCAGACCUCCAGGCACCUCUUCUGGUCAGACAAGCUCAUCCAGGCCUCAGAACACAGCCUGCAAGAGAAGACCCAGAAGAGCCCAACCAGGACCUCGAGACACCCAAAGAAGCCCUCGAUCUCCAAGGAUACCUUGUGCUCCAAGAAGCUGCUCCAGGACCCCAGUGACCAGCCCGCUCCUCCAGACUCAGGCUCCCCCCAGCCUCCCAGCCCAGACCCGCCCAGCUCCCCACAAACCAUCGGCUUGGCAGAGCUGAUCAACUUGGCAUCCUCCCUGGCUGUGGCCUCCUCCAGCAAGACGGACUUGCCCAGCUUGAAGCACCUGAUCAAAGCCUCACCCCAGAAGGCUACGGAGCCUUCUGCAGAGGCCACCACGGACGAGCCAAAGAAGGAAAAGCCCAGCCAGGACUUGCCACCAGAGAAACCGCUAGAAACCAGGGAGCUGCCGAAAGCUCCCAAGGAGGAAGACAGGCGUUUACCUCACCCUUACCUUGACUUCAGCAAGCCGGGGUUCAAGAGGGCCACCAUUGAAGGAGAAGUGAAAUUCCUCCAGUCCCCGAACAUGUCCCCUCAGCCGCAAGGAGCUGAAAAAGAGUGAGUGAGAGGCUGGCCCAUGGCUUCCCCCAGGAGCGGGCUGCAACGGGGAUGGGUAGGGGGUCCACUCCUCACAGGGCCCCGGGGGGUGGUGGGGGCGGAUAGUGGAAUGAGGGCCCGGCUAGGGGAUGGGGUGGGAUGUGAUGUCUCCACCUCAUUGACCUCAUAAAGGCUGCUGGGAACAAGGUUCCAAUGGGCUGAGGCACAGAGCCAAGGCCAGGGCUGGAGGAGGCCCCGGGGACCAUGGAGGGUGAGUGCUCCAGGGCUGGGGCAGGGACCUGGGGUCAGAGUGGGAACUAGGACGCCAUUCUGGCAUCAGGAACUUCCCACCCAGAGCGUAGAUGCCUCCCCCUCACUGGAAAUGCCAGUGGCCACCUUCCUGAAAACACCAUGUCCCCAGCCCUGGGCCCAGGACACCUACCUCCAUCAAGCCGGGAAGGAGGGACCCGGGUUCUCCAGCGCCUGUGCUUCCUGGAGAUAAUGAACACAGCAGAACUCCCAUCAGCCCGAGGCCGGAAGAGGCCCUCUUAGCCCCAGGGCCUUCCUCGGAGAGGCCUCUGGGCUCAGCCCUCUCCCUUGACCCUCCUCUGGGGCCCAAGUGACACUCUCUCUUUUGCGUUGCAGCUCAGUGCCGGGAACCAAGAAAGGGAGUCCAUUAUUGCUGAAAAUCCAUUUUAAGCUGUCGUCCCCCACUUCCCCAGAGAAAUGACUAGACAAAAUGAGUAAAGCCUCCAGUGCUGGCCCCUGGCUCAGACUUUUUGUGCAAACGCUCCUGGACC